AUGUCAUCACAAAUUAUAAGAAAGAAAAUUAUUCAAAGUGUCAUGGUCAUGACUUGUGACAGUUCAACAUCAAGAAGACUACCUAGUUUUAUUAUUCUUGCUUUGAAAGGGGUCAGCAUUUUGUUGAACCGUGUUCAUGCAAAAAAAAAUCCGAUUGAUAUACAUCGUAAAAAGAAGUCGAUGUACAAAAGAGAUUCAAGGGAGAAUGGUUGGGUUUUGGGAACAGAUAUAAUAAAAUAUAAAAUUGAUGAAGCACAAACCGAAAAAAAAUUUUUUAAAGACCAUCAAGAUUGGCUGUAUAAGACCUUUAUUCAAAAAAAAACCAAACGUUUAAUGACUAGCCUGAAUCGCGAUCAUAAAGCAACCGGUAUUCUGAUAUUCAAAAGCCCUGUUUAUGGCAACACAAGUCUGCCUCAUAAACAGAUAAUAACACCACUUAGUCAGAACGUAAAUCGAAAACAACAAACAUGUUAG
Messenger RNA from Clunio marinus, 474 nucleotides. NCBI's taxonomy places the organism in Eukaryota, Metazoa, Arthropoda, Insecta, Diptera, Chironomidae. The record is from the annotation of a GenBank genome assembly.